ACUGAUCGUCCACCGCCAUGAGCAUGAUGGAGGUGUGCGGAUCUCCAAGUGUUACUCUGAGAGAGUUUGGUUGUGAACAGAGUUUACUGUCUCGACCUGACGGGUCAGCGUCUUUCAUUCAAGGAGACACAAGUGUGUUGGCUGGAGUGUACGGACCAGCAGAGGUCAAAAUCAGUAAAGAAAUCUAUGACCGGGCAACGCUAGAAGUGUUGAUACAGCCCAAAGUGGGACUGCCAAGUGUAAAGGAGCGGUCACAAGAGCAAUGUGUGCGGGAAACCUGCGAAGCAUCUCUACUUUUGUCACUUCAUCCUCGCUCCUCCCUCACACUCAUUCUUCAGCUGAUACAUGAUGAUGGUUCACUCUUGUCCUGCAUUUUGAAUGCUGCCUGUAUGGCUCUUAUGGAUGCGGGCCUGCCUAUGAGUUGCCUGUUCUGUGGAGUGACAUGUGCCAUCGACGCAGAUGGUCAAAUCAUCAUAGACCCCACUGCGGCUCAGGAGAAGGAAAGCCGAGCUUUGAUGACCUUUGCUAUUGACAGUACAGAACGCAGAGUAAUUAUGUCAUCAACCAAAGGAUCUUUUUCAGUUCUUGAGCUGCAGCAGUGUAUAGCAGUCAGUCAGAAAGCAUCAGAGAAAAUCUUUCAGUUCUACAGAGACUCGGUCAGGCGGCGAUACUCCAAAACCCUCUGAAGAAGAAGCAGCAGCUCUCUCUUUUUUUUAGUCUUUUGAAAAAGCAAUGAAUACAAACACCAAUGUUGUAAUGAAAUAUUUAGUAACCACUUUGGGCCACCUUUGCUUCAGCUCAGUUGUAGUUAGCUGUGCUGUGGUUGAAGUGAGGUUUACAGUUGAGCAUUUGUGAGAAGACCAGAUUGAACUGUCAAGUCAGGGUGCAAAAUAAAAAAGAGGAAAGAUGAAUGUUAAACAA
Molecule: messenger RNA, 921 nt
Organism: Epinephelus fuscoguttatus (brown-marbled grouper)
Lineage: Eukaryota; Metazoa; Chordata; Actinopteri; Perciformes; Serranidae
Gene: exosc5
Product: exosome component 5
Exons: 6
Coding region: 18-686 (222 amino acids)
Biological process (GO): poly(A)-dependent snoRNA 3'-end processing; U4 snRNA 3'-end processing; rRNA catabolic process
Cellular component (GO): nuclear exosome (RNase complex); nucleolus; cytoplasmic exosome (RNase complex)
Source: RefSeq, a predicted model, not a curated record